AUGUCGACCGUCGGGCCUCUCACGGGCCAGCUGUGCGCCCUCGCCUUCUUGGCCAGGAUCAUCGGCCCAUCCUCGCCGGCGGUCGGGCGCGUCACCGGUGCCUACCUCUUGCUGUGCACGCUCGCCGCUGUGGUCAGUGUCACAGGUGGUACGGCGCGAGCUCAGAUGCUUGGCGAGUCAACGACGGGCGCUGCGCUGCUUUGGCGGCUUCUCGGUGCGCUCGCGUACACGGACGAGCUCGGUGCCCGGUUUGCGCCGCUCGCCUUCUUUGUCGUCAGCCUCUGGGCCCGGGCGGAGCCAAAGCGGCGCGUGCAGCUCGGCGGCGCCGUGAGCGUCGGCGCUGCUGCGGCUCCUUGGUGCCUGCUCGCGCUGAGCGUGGCCGUGGCCGGCUCCCGCGCCUCGCUCCCCAACCUCAUCGCCCUCGGCGCAGCCCUCGCGCUCGACGCUGCUCUGGCCGCAUGCCCGCCGCCGCCGCCUGCGUCGCUCCGGUCCCUCGAGGGCGGCAAGAGGACGCUGCGGUGGGGCCAGCCGGCGCUGGCUCAGCAAGCCGCGGCGGCGGCAGCACUCGGCGCCGUCGCGGGCGGCGCGGCCGACGGCGCAGAGGGCGGUAGCCUGACGGCGGACGCGCUGACCAUCUUUGCCCUCUGGUCGUUCGGCGCAGACCACUGGGCCCAGAGCCUGCAGCAGCGGCAGCCCGGCGCGGUCAGCCUCCUGCACGGCGGCGGCGACGACGAGCCUCUGAGGCAAGCGCUGGCGAGGAGCGACGUCGGAUCGCUGGCCGGAGGCGAGGCGGCGCAGGUGGCGGAGGUGUUUGAGCUCCUCGGCCUCUCCCGCCUCCUCGUCACCCCCGAGGCGCAGGCGCGGGUCGGCGCCGCGAUCGACGCGCACCGCCAGCAGCGCGCGCGGUACGACUUGCCGAUGUCGAUGAGCGACUCGCUCGUCCUGUCGGAGCUGCUCACCCUGAUCGAGCUGCCGCGCAGCUCCGAGGAGCUCCUCGCCGCCGUCGCAGCGCACCGGAGCCAGCGCGCCAUCGCUUCGGCCAGCAGCCUCGCCCUCGUCGCUCAGAAGCUGCGUGCGGCGCUGUACAACGACUCGACCGCCCUCGACGCCGACGGCGCCCCGCUCCUCGCCCCCUCCGAGACGUGGUCGGUGGCGGCGAUCAACGGCACGGUGCACGCGCUCGUCGGCGAGGCGCUCAACUUGCUCGAGCUCGAGCCGGAGCAGGCCGAGCCGGAGCAGUGGCGGUCCUUGCUCGGCCGGCUCAACCUCUCCCACUCCGACGCGGAGCAGCUCACGCCGCGGCUGGCCGACGGACCUCUCCCCUCCAGCGUGCCGCCCGCCGAAGCAGGCCGCCCUGCGUCUGCGGGCGGCGCGGGCGGCGGUGGAGCCGGCGACACGCUGCUGCGGCUCGCCUUCCGCGAGCAGCGCGAGAGGCGCGCGCGAGAGCGCGCCGCCGAGUGGCUCGCGAGCCGCGCCUUCGAGGAGCUGAUCGCGACGGUGCGCGCGGAGGACCCCUCCCUCGCCGACGAGGACCGGCGGCGGGCGGAGCAGCGGCGCGUGUACGAGGGCCGCCGCCUCGGGCUGCUGACGACGCUGCUGCGGCGGUCGGCCGAGCUGGGGCUGGCCGGCUCCCGCGCAGACGAGGCUGCCGAGCUUGGCGGCGCGCUCCUCUCCGAGCCAGGCGUCGCCGACGGGGAGGAGCACUACGGCCGGCUGCUCAAGCUGCCGCAGCUGGUGAGCACCGUGCUCGCAAACUACGUCGGCGAGGCGAGCGGCGAGCUCUCCGACAAGCAAGCCUUCCGCGAGCUGCUGCGCCUGAUGGGACUCGCAGACGCGCUCGAGCCGCGGCUGAUGCGCACCAUCGUCGAGGCGGUCAAGCAGCACCGCCUCCGGCGCGAGGGCGGGCGGGAGCGGGGCGAGCCGGAGCCCCUCACGCACCGGCCGGCGCUCGCGUCCGCGAGGCCGCUCUUGCCGGCGGCCGACCACCUCGUCAACGCCGGCGGGGACGGCAACAAGUUUGCGAUCUUCAUCGCGUGCCUGAUGCAGCUGCUCGGCGCGCAGGUGGCGCCGUUGGAGGCGGCGCUGCUGCGCGGAGAGACCGAGGAGGUGCGGCCCGUCUGCCAGCUCCUCGCCGAGGUGCGGCUCGGCAAGCGGCCUUCGCGGCUCUCCGCGUGGGUGCGUGCGGCGUUGCCCCGCUCGCGAUGGCUCGGCCGCACCUACCACUACCGCGUCGACGCCGACGGUUUCGUCUGGCUCAACCUGGACUGGCUGGACGCGCAGCAGGGCGUCCAGCGGCCGGGCGUGCCGUACAAGGCGUUCGAGCGGCAGACCGUCUACUACCCGGCCGAGGGGCGGUGGGAGGAGGAGGAGGGAGAGGCGGAGGGCCGCCCGAGGGCAAAGCACUGGAGCGUGCACUCCAUCAAGAUGAGCAGCUUGUGAUGUGAAGGCCGGCGGCUAGGGAGUGACGGCGCUGACGGCCCUGACUCGUGAGGGCACGAUCUAGAUACUUUUAGAGAUAGAAAUAAAACCUAACCCGC
Molecule: messenger RNA, 2537 nt
Organism: Emiliania huxleyi CCMP1516
Lineage: Eukaryota; Haptophyta; Isochrysidales; Noelaerhabdaceae
Exons: 13
Coding region: 1-2439 (812 amino acids)
Source: RefSeq, a predicted model, not a curated record